This is a messenger RNA of Pseudomyrmex gracilis, 1962 nucleotides long. It is a transcript of the gene Traf6, whose product is annotated as TNF receptor-associated factor 6. Gene Ontology annotation, molecular function: protein binding. NCBI's taxonomy places the organism in Eukaryota, Metazoa, Arthropoda, Insecta, Hymenoptera, Formicidae. The transcript is spliced from 7 exons. Gene Ontology annotation, cellular component: plasma membrane signaling receptor complex. Bases 313 to 1386 code for a protein of 357 amino acids. Gene Ontology annotation, biological process: positive regulation of JNK cascade; tumor necrosis factor-mediated signaling pathway; protein K63-linked ubiquitination. The record is from RefSeq and is a predicted model, not a curated record.
UCUUAUGCUCGUAAAAUGCACGUAAUUGUAUGUGUGAUGGCCUUAAACAGAGGCGGACCGUUAACUUUGGGGGCCUUUGGCUAAUACUACUCUACUUAUGCCAGUACUUGGAAUUAUUUUUAGUGCAAAAAAACAAAACGGUUGGUUUCGCCGUUUUUCAUCACGAAGGGGCCCUUUAAUUGAACGGGGUCCCAGGCUGCAGCUCAUAAAGAUUAUGCCUAAAUCCGCCUCUGGCCUUAAAGAUCGAUUAUUUACGUGGAUUGUUAAAACGUAAAGUAAAGAUUGUACAAGAUUUGCGCGAUAUUGUAGAUUAUGGAAAUGCCAAAUACAGCUGCAUCUGGUAAACCUGAGGAAAAUUGCAGCAAGAGCUACAAAACUCAUGUAGAUCCUAAAUAUGAGUGUCCCAUUUGUCUACAAUGGUUACAUGAGACAGUUUUAACAUCCUGUGGACACAAAUUCUGUUCAAAAUGCAUUUAUGCUUGGCUUGAGAAAAAAGAGUCUUGUUGUCCAGUUGACAGCCGCUCCUUGAAACAUGAAAAUGAUCUUUUUAGAGAUCUCCACACUGAUAGAGAAAUAUCUCAGAUACAUAUAAAUUGCCCGUAUCAACAGUUUGGUUGUGAAGUAGAAUUAUCUCCUGUAGAUAUGAAUACACAUAUUGAUCAGUGUACUUAUAAAACAACUCUUUCAGAAUCUCAAACACAAAAUACUGAUAAAGGGAUGUCUGUGGAAGCAAUAUUGUGGGAUCCACCUCAAAAGUCUGGGGCACAGAUUUCAAAUAAAGAAGGACCUACUCCUGAUUGGCAACAGUUACUCAAAAAUUUGUACGAAAGAAUAGUAGUCCUAGAACAAGCAAAUCGAGAACUUUCCAUAACAGUGUCUAAUCAAAAAAGUCAACUGGAAACUAUGUAUCUACAAACUUGUAAUGGAUUUUACAUAUGGAGACUAAAAUCUUUUCAAGAAAAACUCGCAGCUAUGAAAAAAGAUCAUCUUCAAAUGUUUUAUAGUCCAGCAUUUUAUACAAGUCCAUACGGAUAUAAGAUCUGUGCUAGGAUCAAUAUAUCCUCUAACGAUGAAAAUUAUCUUUCCUUGCUUUUACAUAUUAUGAAAUCUGAUAAUGAUGACGCUUUAGAUUGGCCUUUCAAUGGAAUAAUUUACUUUGUAUUGGUACAUCCACUUAAUUCGGACGAAAAUAUUCGUGAAAUAACCUUGUCAAGGCGUGAUCUUGAAUCCUUUUGGAAACCUGCAUGUGAAUUGAACAAACGUAGCUUUGGUUAUACCGAAUUUGUACACGUAGACGAAGUAUUAAAAUAUGUGUGUGAUGACGAAAUAAUUUUUAGAAUAGAAGUUCAUCCGGAUGAUAAAUUUAAGAUGACUCUGAUGGAGUAAAACUGAGAUUAAUUUAUUUGUGUGUUUGAGAUAUAAUUUUAUAAUCGAAAGUAUUAGAUAUUAAAUAAGAUAUAUGUCAACAGAUUUGGACAAAGCUUAAAUUCUAAAUUUAAAGCUACUGGAUAUUUAUUUCUCUCAUGUUGAGUUACUCUGCGGAGGGUUCAAGUUAAGACGAAAAUAUAAGAAUGUGAUCACAUGCAGCCAAAACAUCAAGACGGAAAAGAUUUAUUGUGAGAGAUCAACCAAUUAUAAACGAGCUAUUCCAUUCGAAUUUUGGCGGUCUCUUUUGGUCACACAUAAUACAUAACUUUAUGAAAAUUGUAAUUGCUUUUUUAUCAUAACAUUGGUUGCGCUCGAGAAGAGUGCUAUCAGCACUAUUGCAUUAUCAUUCUAUGGUUUUUGUUUUGGCUUUUUUUCUCACGCAGACCUCAUCGCAUGUCCACAUUUUCGAUUAUUGAGAUAUUUGUUCUAUACUCAACUAGCUUUGUUCCACAUCCAGGAGUUUUAAAAUCUGAAAUAUGUAUAUAAUUUCAAUCGAAAAGAGAGAGAGGGAGAGGAAAUGUAUUUGUAUUAUAU